CGGGCCUCCCGUCCGGGAAGUUGCUGUGUGCCGGGAGGCAGCUCCCGGACCUGCUCCCUGCGGUUCAGUCCGCGCCCGCAGCUCUCCCAGAGGUGCCAGCUGGGGCUCCUCUCUGUUUCAGAGCUUGAAGCAGGGCGAAAUACUUCAUCGUGAGACCAGCAGGGCAACAACAAGCAAAAUGACCGCUGUGAGGUAUGAACAAGGGACCCAGCCAAGAGAAUCAUCUGGCUAUCCAACAGCUGAAGAGGCCACAGUAAAGAUUGAUAAUGGUCGUGAUGAGCAUAAUGGACCAGACAGCUUUUCCAAUGCAACUAGGAGAAAAGUUGCCCCGUUUGUGAUGUCAUUUGGAUUCAGAGUCUUUGGAGUUGUACUUAUCUUUGUGGACAUUAUAAUUGUGAUUCUGGAUCUGGCUAUCAGUGAGACAAAGAAGGGUACAGAGAUUCCUGAGUUUGUUUCCCUGGCAAUAGCACUCUUCUUUCUCAUCGAUGUUCUCCUGAGGGUGUUUGUUGAAGGCUUCAGCAACUAUUUCCAGUCCAGACUGAAUACUUUGGAUGCAUGUAUAGUGGUGGGCACUCUGUUAAUAAAUUUGACGUACGCCUUCUUAGACCUUAAUGUAGCAGAGGAGAUACCAAGAAUGGUUAUUUUCCUCCGAAUUCUGAGAAUUGUCAUCUUGGUCAGAGUAUUUCUCCUGGCUUCACAAAAGCAGCAUCUGGAAAUGGUGACCAGGAGAAUGGUCUCUGAAAACAAAAGACGUUAUAUGAAAGAUGGCUUUGAUCUGGAUCUCACUUAUAUUACUGAUCGAAUUAUUGCAAUGUCAUUUCCAUCUUCUGGGAAGCAGUCUUUCUACAGGAAUCCCAUAAAGGAAGUUGCAAGAUUUUUGGACACCAAACAUCCAAACCACUAUAAAGUCUACAAUCUCUGCAGUGAGAAAGGCUAUGACCCCAAGUACUUUCACUACAGGGUGGAAAGGAUCUUCAUUGAUGACCAUAACGUCCCAACACUGCAGGACAUGCUGAAAUUCACUGCCAGUGUCCGUGAAUGGAUGAGUCAAGAUGAGAAGAACAUCAUAGUAAUUCACUGUAAAGGAGGAAAAGGCAGAACUGGGACCAUGGUCUGUACCUGGCUCAUAGACAGUGACCAGUUUGAGAGCGCAAAGGAAAGUUUGGACUACUUUGGGGAGAGAAGAACUGAUAGAAGCACAAGUACCAAGUUUCAAGGAGUUGAAACUCCCUCACAGAGUAGGUAUGUUGGGUAUUAUGAGAUCCUGAAAAACAAGUAUAACUUGAAGCUCCCACCAGAGAGACAACUCAAAAUAAAAAACCUCAAAAUCCACAAUGUACAUGGAAUUGGGAAAGGCAAUGGAACUGAUUUGAAGGUGCAGAUAAUAAUAAGGAAGCAAGUUGUACUACAGUGUGUAUGUGCCAAUCAAAAAAACUGCAAGCUCUUCUUUGAUUCUGAAAGUGACUCUGUAGUCAUUGGCUUGGAAGACUGCCCUGUCCUAAGUGGUGAUGUGAAAGUCAGAUUUGAAUGUAAUUCUGCUCUCCCAAAAGGCUAUGAUGACUGCCCGUUCUUUUUCUGGUUCAACACUUCCUUUAUUGAAAAUAACAGCAAACAGGAGCUGUUCAGCACAAGCAGCGUGCUUUUUAAAGACAAAGAUACAUCUGUUGCUUCCAAAGAGAGCACACCUGAAGGGACAUCAAAGAGGCAGGAGGAUGGAGCAGGAACACCAAAGCAGCAGCUGUUAGACAUUAUUGGUAAUAUGAAAGUGGAAGUGAGCUACAGGAAGAAACUCCAACAACUAAAAGCCAGUGAGAGCAAGAAGGAAGCCAUGAACGAGCUGGAAGUCCUGGACAGUGAAGGUUCUGUGCCUCAGGGAAUUACAGAAGACACCCAACGAGGCAAGCCUUUAAAUCCGGAACUGGUGAAGGCUGCUUCUGCAGUUGCAUCUUCCCUUCCACACAACAAGAAGCAGACGGUAUCAGAACUCCUUGCACAACUAAGAAGGCAUGAAGAAACCACAGAUAAACAGAAGAAGGGGGGAACUGUUAACAUACGCAAUGUUAUUUCAGAAAUGACAGUUAAAAGGCAGUCCUCAGCCCAGAGGGGUGCGAGGAUAUCCGGACGCAUUUCCUUGGAGUUGGAUGAGGAUGGUCAAAGAAUAAGGCCUGCCAGAUCCUCAGCUCAGUCUGUGGACUCCAGAAGAAGUCUCAAAGUAGGAAAGAGGCUUAAUAUAUUCACUAAAGCUUCUACAGAACCAGAGCACGCACUGAAAACAGUAUCUUCACCAACAAUUUGGGAUCUGGAGUUUGCAAAGGAGGUUGCAGCAGUAACUGCACAGCCUCCCCGAAACGGUUUUGAGGAGAUGAUCCAGUGGACAAAAGAAGGAAUACUGUGGGAGUUCCCAAUUGACAAUGAAGUUGGGAUGGAGGAUGAUGCUGAAUUUCAUGAACAUAUCUUUCUGGAGAAACACCUCGAAGGCUUUCCCAAGGAAGGACCCAUCCGCCACUUCAUGGAACUAGUCAUCUGUGGGCUCUCGAAAAACCCAUACCUCAGUGUUAAGCAGAAGGUUGAACAUAUUGAGUGGUUUCAGAAGUAUUUUGAGGAAAAGAAGGAACUUCUUCAAGAGAUUUGAGAUUUGGGAAAGUGCUUACCCUUGAAAUGAAGAAUCGUUAUGUCGAGGGGGAUGAUUUCUUAUGGAUGGAAAUACUGUCAGUAGAUAGUGAUCAUGUGGCCUGAAAGUUGUAUUUUAAACAAUAAACUGAAAGAUCAUCUUUUCUUA
Messenger RNA from Parus major (Great Tit), 2779 nucleotides. It is a transcript of the gene MRPS31, whose product is annotated as mitochondrial ribosomal protein S31. The record is from RefSeq and is a predicted model, not a curated record. Gene Ontology annotation, biological process: dephosphorylation; transmembrane transport; monoatomic ion transport. Gene Ontology annotation, molecular function: phosphatidylinositol-3,4,5-trisphosphate 3-phosphatase activity; structural constituent of ribosome; monoatomic ion channel activity. The transcript is spliced from 24 exons. Gene Ontology annotation, cellular component: cytosol; membrane; mitochondrial small ribosomal subunit. NCBI's taxonomy places the organism in Eukaryota, Metazoa, Chordata, Aves, Passeriformes, Paridae. Bases 179 to 2632 code for a protein of 817 amino acids.